Molecule: messenger RNA, 1110 nt
Organism: Macadamia integrifolia
Lineage: Eukaryota; Viridiplantae; Streptophyta; Magnoliopsida; Proteales; Proteaceae
Product: TMV resistance protein N-like
Exons: 4
Coding region: 1-1110 (369 amino acids)
Biological process (GO): defense response
Molecular function (GO): ADP binding
Source: RefSeq, a predicted model, not a curated record
AUGGUGCCUGAUGGAACUUGCUCAGAUUCAUCAAUGCUACAUUUCCAAAGGGAUAAAGUAGAGAUAGUUGAAUUAGUUUCUAAAAGGGUUUUGGAUGAACUGGUUCGUAGCAUAUACUUGGCUGAAUGUAAACACCCGAUUGGCAUAGAUUCCCGUGUAGAAGAUUUAUUAUCUUUAUUAAGCAAUGGUUCUCAUGAUGUUCAAUUCAUAGGAAUAUGUGGUUGGAGUGGAAUUGGGAAGACAACCAUUGCUAAGGCUGUCUAUAACCGCUAUUGUUCAGCCUUUAAUAAGCAUAGUUUUAUUUCAGAUGUUAGUAAACAAGCGAAGCAAUGCACAGAUCUUGCUUCUUUGCAGCAGCGAGAACUUAAGGAUAUUUUCAAAACAGAUUUUGAUAUAGGUCAUGAUCAUAGAGGAAAAAAAUUAAUGGAAGAAAGGUUUUGCAAAGAAAACGUUCUUCUUAUUCUUGAUGAUGUGGAUAGUAAAGAACAACUAGAUGCUUUGGCCAGUGAGUUCAAUUGGUUUGGUCAAGGAAGUCGAAUCAUAAUAACAACCAAAGAUGAAUAUAUCUUGAAUGUGGCUAAAAUUGAUAAUGAAAAAAUCUAUUGGCCUCAAGAAUUGGACCAUCAUGAAUCUCUUCAACUAUUUAGUUUGCAUGCCUUUUCAAAGGAUGAUCCUCCUGAAGAUUAUAUGAAGCUCUCACAUAAUAUAGUACGCUAUUCGAGAGGAGUUAGGGUAUUAUCUGUCAGAUAUAAGCGACAAAGAAGAGUGGAAAAGAACAUUGCAAAAAUUGAAAGCAGAAUCUUCGGAGGAUGUCUGGAUCUAAAUCACUCCAUGUCUACUGAAAGAGAUCGAAACAAGCGGUUCACAAUAGUAGAGAUUCGAGCUACAAUAUCUAAAUUAAUGGGAGGAUGUCUGGAUCCAAACGGCUCCGUAGCUACUGAUAUAGUUGGUAAAGGUGCAGAAAAGAGAACUUUCCGGCGAAGAUUCACGAGUUGGGAAAUCAAAACCAUGGCUUUUACAGCAAGUGGUUGGGUAUUAGUUUCUUCUGGCUUGGUUGCAUUAAGUCUCUUAACAGAGGAAGCAACAACAGGUGUGGAGGAGAUGGGUUAG